This is a messenger RNA of Hippocampus comes (tiger tail seahorse), 5410 nucleotides long. It is a transcript of the gene mast3b, whose product is annotated as microtubule associated serine/threonine kinase 3b. The transcript is spliced from 27 exons. Gene Ontology annotation, molecular function: protein serine/threonine kinase activity; magnesium ion binding; protein binding. NCBI's taxonomy places the organism in Eukaryota, Metazoa, Chordata, Actinopteri, Syngnathiformes, Syngnathidae. Gene Ontology annotation, biological process: intracellular signal transduction; peptidyl-serine phosphorylation. The coding region runs from base 394 to 4764 and encodes 1456 amino acids. The record is from RefSeq and is a predicted model, not a curated record.
CGGUCGAUGCUUUGAAACAGAGGCAAAGUUGGAACCAAAGUAACCGAGCGGCACUUGAACGCAGCAUCAGACUCAGGUUCCUCACACCGACACACACAACCAGCAGCGUGUGUUUGCGACUCGCUGCUCGGUGGUCUGCGUUGUCCAGCAAAGAUACCGUCAUGGGCUUGAUGUUUCGGGCACAAUACCGCAGUUCGACAGCGAACCAGAACAUGUAAGGGGCGUCGAAACCGCUUUGAUUCGUACUGCACGCGGCAGACGUAAUCGGCGUUGAAAACAAAAGGAGUUGGCGAAAGAGAAAGACGAUGGUGGAGAGACCAGAAGAGGACCUGCAAUCCAGUCUAUUGAAAUUCGCAAUAAACUUUUUAAGGUUAUGAAAGACAAUCGUUUAGUAUGUCGGACCCAAGUCAACCGAGCCGGAACAAGUCCCAUUUUGUUCCUGAAGCCUUGCUGAAGCGCUCAAAAAGCUGCCGCAGCAACAACAGGAAGAGUCUCUGUGUCGGAACGCCAUCACCCACUUUGUCCCGACCCCUCUCCCCCCUCUCAGUCCAUACAGCCGCAAGCAGCCCACUGGACAGCCCACGAAAUGUGUCGACCAGUGCCUGCGUCAACUUUCCGUUUGCCCGAAGUCACUUGGCUCGUGCAGACAGAGCUGAGGGCCGAAGAUGGUCUCUGGCAUCCCUCCCUUCGUCAGGCUAUGGAACCAACCCACCGAGCUCAACUGUUUCAUCCUCAUCCUCCUCCCAGGAGCGCCUUCAUCAGCUUCCCUACCAGCCAACCCAAGAUGAGCUGCACUUCCUUUUCAAACACUUCCGCAGCACGGACAGUAUAACUGACGAGGAUGGCCGACCCACAACCGUCAUGCGACCUCGCUCCCGGAGUCUGAGCCCUGGGCGAUCAAGCGUCUCCUUUGACAAUGAGAUAGUCAUGAUGAACCAUGUUUACAGAGAACGCUUUCCAAAGGCCACAGCCCAGAUGGAGGAGAGAUUGUUGGAAAUUGUUACCCACUGUUCUCCAGACAGCUCCCUCCCGUUGGCUGAUGGGGUGUUGGGUUUCAUCCAGCACCAGUUGGUCGAGUUGGUCCGUGACUGUUUGGAGAAGUCCCAGAAAGGUCUGGUUACAUCUCGCUACUUUGCUGAGCUUCAGGAGAAGUUGGAAAAGCUGCUUCAUGAGGCCUACGAGCGCUCGGAAAGUGAGGAGGUGACUGUCAUCAUCCAGCUGGUGAGGAAAAUCCUGAUCAUCAUCUCUCGGCCGGCUCGCCUCCUCGAGUGUCUGGAGUUUGAUCCGGAAGAGUUCUACCAUUUGCUUGAGGCAGCAGAAGGUCACGCCAAAGUCGGCCAGGGGAUCAAAUCGGACAUCCCUCGAUACAUCAUCAGCCAGUUGGGUUUAGCACGAAACCCUUUAGAGGACAUGGUGCAGCUUCAACAGUGUGAUUGCAGUCCCUCAGUGUCGAUUGAGCCAGAUGGGGAGAAUAAAACCCCGCUGGCUGUGACCCCAACACGACGGAAACCUCUUGAGAGCGAUUUUGAGACCAUUAAACUCAUCAGUAAUGGGGCUUAUGGGGCUGUUUAUCUGGUCCGCCACAAGGAGACUCGUCAACGGUUUGCCAUGAAAAAGAUCAAUCGUCAAAAUCUCGUCUUGAGGAACCAGAUUCAGCAAGCGUUUGUGGAGAGAGACAUCUUGACUUUUGCAGAGAAUCCCUUCGUUGUGUCCAUGUUUUGUUCUUUCGAGACAAGACGCCACCUCUGCAUGGUCAUGGAGUACGUGGAGGGUGGCGAUUGCGCCAACUUGCUGAAGAACAUGGGUCCACUACCUGUAGAAAUGACAAGGAUGUACUUUGCCGAAACUGUCCUGGCCCUGGAGUACCUUCACAAUUAUGGGAUAGUGCACCGAGACCUCAAACCUGACAAUUUGCUGAUCACAUCCAUGGGCCACAUUAAGUUAACAGACUUUGGCCUGUCAAAAAUUGGCCUGAUGAACAUGACCACCAACCUCUACGAGGGUCACAUGGAGAAAGAUACGAGGGAAUUUGUUGAUAAACAGGUGUGUGGUACUCCAGAGUACAUUGCCCCAGAGGUGAUUCUCAGGCAAGGAUACGGGAAACCAGUAGACUGGUGGGCAAUGGGAAUCAUCCUUUAUGAGUUCCUGGUCGGUUGUGUUCCAUUCUUUGGCGAUACUCCCGAGGAACUUUUUGGCCAAGUUGUCAGUGAUGACAUCAUUUGGCCUGAAGGAGACGACGCUUUACCAAUGGACGCACAGGACAUGAUUACCCAUCUCUUGAGGCAAAGCCCCCUAGAAAGACUGGGAACUGGUGGGGCCUCAGAGGUCAAACAGCACGCCUUCUUCGUGGGUUUGGACUGGAAUGGACUAUUACGACAAAAAGCAGAAUUCAUCCCUCAGCUUGAUUCAGAAGAUGAUACAAGCUACUUUGACACACGAUCCGAGCGCUAUCAUCACAUGGCGUCUGAUGAGGAUGAGGAAACCAAUGACGAAGAAUCUUCACUGGAAAUCAGGCAGUUUUCCUCAUGGUCGCAUCGUUUCAGCAAGGUGUACAGCAGCACAGAACAUUUGGCUACGCCAUCCAAUUUGAGCUUCUCAUCUGAUCGCAGUCACAGCGAGGACAAAGAGGACCGCGUUGAUGUUGGAGGGCUUAGUCCCUCCACGGGUCCAGCAGAUGGCGCUCUGGAGCCCAGACUCCCAGGACGCAUGGCUAGCCUCUGCCCCAGGGCAUCACCCAGGUCCUCCCAGUCUGAAAGGAGCACCAGUCCCCUGGUGAUGAGCAGCACCCACAGCCUGGAGAUGACACCCCGCUUUGCUGUCUCAACAGAUGAUGAGGCUGAAGUCGUUGUUUCCAAACUUCGAAGGAUCCGGAUCCGCAGCAACAGCACAGGGGCCAAACACUCAUCCCCCAAAGAGCCAGCUGGCCCACGGCGGUUUGGUAACCAACUUGAGACACCGGACAGACAGAGGCUUCCUUGUGGAGGCAAAGUUCCCAAGUCUGCCUCUGUUUCAGCUCUGUCGCUCAUCAUAACCACAGAUGACUCCCCCAGCGGCCUCCAGCCCAGUCCCAUCUCCCCAAGGUCACUGUCCUCAAACCCCUCCUCUCGUGACUCCUCCCCCAGCCGGGACCUGUCGCUCAGUCCCGGUAGCAUAAAGCCGCCAAUCAUCAUUCACACUUCGGGCAAGAAGUAUGGCUUCACAAUGCAGGCCAUCCGUGUCUACAUGGGUGACAGCGAUGUCUACACGGUCCAUCACAUGGUGUCGAGUGUGGAUGAGGGCAGUCCCGCCUACCAGGCAGGGUUACGUACUGGAGAUCUUGUCACUCACGUGAAUGGAGAGUCCGUCCAAGGCCUGGUUCACACCGAGAUGAUUGAACUACUGUUGAAGAGUGGCAGCAAGGUGGCGCUCCAGACCAUAGCGCUUGAAAACACGUCCAUCAAAGUUGGUCCAGCCCGAAAAACCAAACACAAAGGAAAGAUGGCCCGUCGCAGCAAGCGGAGCAAGAGGAGAGAUAACUAUGAUAGGAGACGCAGCAUCCUGAAGAAGUUAUCCAAGCAGAGCACCGUGAUGCACAGCAGUCGCAGCUUCUCGUCAGGUCUCCACCACUCCGUUUCCUCUAGUGAGAGUCUUCCAGGUUCGCCGACUCACAGCCUCUCUCCAGGCCCCUCCACGCCCUGCCGAAGCCCUGCGCCUGACCAUCAGGCCUUUGAUAACUCUCCUCAGAGCACUUCUCCAUGUUCCAGUUCUCCUAGUUCCCCUGCCGCACACAUCCGACCCAGUUCUCUCCACGGUUUGGGCUCCAAGCUCAGCACACAGCGUUACACCAAGGUGGGCCGCCGGAAGUCAACCAGCAACAUCCCGCCUUCACCCCUCGCCUGCUCCUCCUCUUCCGCCCAGCCGCUUUCUCCACAGCGCUCUCCCUCACCGUUGCCAGGCUUCGGCAAAACACUUCACCCCUUCCAUGGCAAAACCCUGUCACCGCCCACCAUCGUUAGGCACAUCGUGCGGCCCCGCAGUGCAGAACCACCUCGAUCUCCCCUCCUCAAGAGGGUCCAGUCAGCUGAGAAACUAUCUGGAAUGUAUCACGCCGAUAAGAAGUCAUACACCCCCCGCAGGCACACCCUGGAGGUGCCCUUUUACAGUGAAGGGGAGCUGCUUGUUGACUCAGAAGCAGAUGGGAGCUUUUCUGGCUCUCACCAGGGGGUCGACCACUCCAGACUCUACAGCUACCUGGGCGGCCAGAGGUUGUGGGACUCAGGGCCCGAGCGAUCAGAGCAACUGGUCGUCAUGCGAAAGCUCAACCUCUCGGAGCGCCGCGACUCCUUCAAAAAGCAGGAGGCGGUCCAGGAGGUGAGCUUUGACGAACCCGAGGAGAAAACGAGCGCUACGGCCACCUCCGGGGUUCAACAAAAGCAAGCCCAGAAACCGCUGCAACACAGGACCACUUGGCUGGCUAUGACUGGAUCGCAAAACAGCCAGGAGGUGGAGCUGCAGGUGCCAACGAUAAGGAGGUUCACCCUCGUGCCCCAAAUCGCCGUGCAGGGCUCGACAGAAAGCGAGGAACAGGAUGAGUGGGAGCCAUGUUCAGACGGGGAGGAGGCCCAGCAAGAGCUCACCGUCACUUCGUCUCAGCCACAGCAGCUGGUGGACCUCCUUCGCGAUAAGAGCUGCAGCCAGGAAGAGGAGACGUCCAGUUCCACUCAAGUCGGACAAUCAGCUGCAAAGUCCGAGUGUGGACAAGAGACGCCACCAAAGCACAUGUGAAAAAGUGACAGCUCGCCCUCUGCACUGAGGGAGAUGAGAAAGUGGCGGAUUUUACUUGAAUUUUGUACUGUACAUAUUUGCUUGGUGGACCUGCCAGUCGUAUUUAUUACAAUUGUAAAGCACGGUGCGUUAAGUGCAAGGGAGGGAAGGUCUUAAUGGUUCAACAGCCAAGGCUCAACUUUUUGUAUCUGUGAGAUGUGGUUUUUGCCUCUGUGACUGGAUGUCAUUCAGUUUUAUUUUUUAUAAAUGUCUAUAUUUUUAAAUAAAUUGCUGUGGUACCAAGUAAGGUGAUAACGCUGGGAAUUGUUAUUGGACCAAAAUGUGCUAGAAGUUGUUUUUAGAAUGCUAUGUUGUUCAUGUUACCCCCCCCCCCCCCUUCACAUUAUUUUGACCUUCAGCUUCCACUAGUAACACCAGUCGAAACACCCAGGACCUUUGGCCUUGUGUCCACACUGUGAGUAACAUGGUGGAUAUGUUUUUCCUGUGCAUACAUAAGGCAUUGAAAUCAUCCCUGCAUCACAUACCCGUCCCUUUUGCUGCCUGCUUUGGACUCCUUAAGCACAACACAACAACAUAACUUGCCCUCAUUGGACUGCAAAAUCUAAUUUAAAAGAACUGGAAAACUGCUUACAAUGUUUCAGUUGUU